GAGAAGGAGACGGCAUUGCACUGUGCGGCACAAUAUGGCCAUUCGGAGGUCGUAUGUGUGCUACUGCAGGAGCUGACCGACCCCAGCAUGAGGAACCGCCGAGGCGAGACACCUUUGGACCUAGCUGCACUCUACGGCCGGCUACAGGUGGUGCGCAUGCUGCUGAGCGCUCACCCCAACCUCAUGAGCCUCAACACAUGCCAGCACACGCCAUUGCACCUCGCUGCCCGCAACGGACACCACACUACCGUUCAGGCACUUUUGGAAGCUGGCAUGGAUGUCAACACAGAGACUGAAAAGGGCAGUGCGCUCCACGAAGCUGCUCUCUAUGGGAAGAUGGAUGUAGUUCGACUCCUGCUUGACUCAGAUGAAGCAGUGACGGGGGACUUAUCCAAGCUACUAAAUGACAUAAAGAUGUGUCGGGACAGGGACUACUCAUUUGAGGAGCUGUGCCAGACUAUCUCAUCACACUCGCAAUCUGUGGAGAGUUUCAGCAGCGGGAAGCUUUCAGAUGAGGAGAGAAACAGCACAUUAACUCACGUCAGUAAGCGACCCUCUCCUCCGUUGCCCCCAGCGAUGGAGGAGGAGGAGAAGGCCUGUGGUCCGUCAGGCUUAUGGGAGGCACUCACACCCUGCAACGGCUGCCGAAACCUGGGUUUCUCACAGGACUCUAAACCUUGUGUGGAGAUCAUCCAGUCUUCAUCUUUGGAAGUUUUUCUACCAGAGGAUGAGGAUAAUCCAUACGAAUCAGUAGCCACCGCUGUUACGCGAAAACCCUGCUCUUUGGAUAUCCACCUCCUUAAUUCCUGUUCCCGCAAUGGCCACUCAUCCAACGUUUCGACCAGUGAUGUGGAGCAGCGUCACCAUGGUGAUAACUACAGCGGCCCAACUCCAGACUGUUCCCCUCCCUCCCCUGAUACAGCUCUGAAGAACAUUGAGAGAGUCAUCCGCCCCCAGCCCAAGCAGCGCACAUCUUUGUCUUCAUCGCAGGACGUGCAGCGACCCGUGCAGAGCCACAGUGGCGAACCAUCGGAGGUAAGCUCAUCUCUGGGCUACGCCAGCUUCAGCACCAGCCCACCUGCCAGUCCUCCCAUCAGUCCAGCCAACAACUCCACCGACUCGGUAGAGGACUGCACACUAGCUGAUGAGGUGGUGGAGCAGAAGGAGUCGACUCUGAGGGAUGAGCGCAGGGAGAGCCGGGUUCCUGAGCAGUUUGCCGGCCUGCUGCAUGGCUCCUCUCCAGCCUGUGAGUCCCCGGAUAAUCCGUAUCAGCUAUACGGCAAAGUGCACAAAGAUCCUCCACAGAAGCAUGGUAACCUGCUGGUUGCACCCAAUCAUGCCAUCAUUUUUCCUCCCCUGAAAGUCCACAAAGACCCCAAGCCUCAGGUAGUGUACCGCACCGUCUUCCACACAAGGGUAAACCAGAAUCCCCCUUCCCAAGGAAAAAGCGAGGUGAACGGUGAGGUGAGAAACGGAGAGGUAAAAAACACUAGCACAGGGGGCUACGAAGAAAGAGCGUGCACCCUUGGAAGGAUGCGUUCCGGAGUGUCAAAGAACGUGCCAGACCUCCAGCUUUCGAAAAGUCUAUCCAAAUCAGAUUCCAAUCUGGUGGCAGCUUCACCUAUCGAGGAGGAGCAGCGGAAUUCAAAUGGACUAAACAGCCCCACCAGACUGGAGCGCACACCAUCCUUCACAGCAGAGUGGGAGGAGAUUGAUAAGAUCAUGAGUUCCAUCGGUGCAGGAAUUGUGACAGAAAUUGAGGAGAAUGAUGAAGUCCAAACAGGACCGCGCUGCCCUGUGCAAUCUGUGGGUCAAUGGCUUGACAACAUCGGACUGGUCCAGUAUGAGAACCACCUAUUGGCCAAUGGCUUUGACAACGUGCAGUUUAUGGGCAGUAAUGUGGUGGAGGACCAGGACCUGCUGGAGAUUGGAAUUCUUAACUCUGCCCACAGACAGCGUCUCUUGCAAGCCAUUCGUCUUCUACCUAGGGUGCGACCCAUAGGCUACGAUGGCAACAACCCCACAUCAGUGGCUGAAUGGCUGGAGUCUCUGGAACUUGGAGACUACACAAAGUCAUUUCUUAUCAAUGGUUAUACCUCUAUGGAACUUGUCAAGAAGAUCUGGGAGAUAGAGCUCAUCAAUGUCCUAAAGAUUGGAUUGAUUGGACACAGAAAAAGAAUUCUUGCAUCACUCGGAGACAGACUACAUGAAGACACUCCACAGAAACCUCCACGAGCUAUUUCUCUAAGGGAGCCCAGUGGGAAUCACACUCCUCCUCAGCUCUCUCCGUCACUUAGCCAGGCUUACCCUAACGCCGGCUCACUUGACGUGCAGCACCUCAUCAUGCAGGCUGACGCCAGGCGUCGACGCAAUGACAACUACUUUGAGGAUGUUCCACGCUCCAAGCUGGAGAGACAGAUGGCCCAAGUCAGUAUGCAAGGGGAAUGGUGUGAACCAAUCACAUUGCGGCCUCCAAACGAAGCAACAUCAUCCACUCCUGUGCAGUACUGGCAGCACCAUCCAGAAAAGCUCAUAUUCCAGUCAUGUGAUUAUGAGGCAUAUUAUCUGGGCUCCAUGCUGGUAAAAGAGCUGAGAGGAACAGAAUCAACACAAGAUGCCUGUGCAAAAAUGAGGAAGUCUACAGAACAAAUGAAGAAAGUCCCUACAAUCGUCUUGUCAGUCUCUUAUAAAGGAGUCAAGUUCAUCGAUGCCACAAAUAAGAACAUAAUAGCUGAGCAUGAGAUCAGAAACAUCUCCUGUGCAGCACAAGAUCCCGAUGAUCUCUCCACAUUUGCCUACAUCACCAAAGACCUAAAGUCCAGUCACCACUACUGCCAUGUGUUUACAGCCUUUGAUGUGAAUCUUGCCUAUGAGAUCAUCCUGACACUGGGUCAGGCGUUUGAGGUGGCCUAUCAGCUAGCUUUACAAGCCAGGAAAGGUGGGCAUGCUUCAUCCACACUACCCGAGAGCUUCGACAGCAAACCGUCCAAACCCAUCCCUAAACCUCGCUCCAACAUCCGCAAAUCUAUGGAACAGCCUUCCAUGGAUCAGAAGGGUCAUGGCAACGUCCCUUGGAUCGUGGAGCCAGGACAGGAAGCCAAGAGAGGAGUCAACACCAAGUAUGAGACCACUAUUUUCUAAUAUGCACCCACUGUCCACUCCUGUCUGUGUGUGUGCCUUUCAGAGCACGCCCUCUAGAGGCCCCCCACGGAGCCAUGGGCCCAGUGACCUUUGACCCGCCCGUGUCUCUUCGCUCCGUUGCGGUCCAGCUCGCCCCAUUUUACCGUGGCCUCUGCAUGAUGUCGCUGCCGUUCUCUCUCACCCUCUUUUUCUCUAUCACUCUCGACCCCCUCGCCGGCAACAGCGCAAUACAAAUGAGUGUUACACUGAGCCCUCGACCUGACACGCAACACCACUCUCACUCCCUUUCAAAAAUGUGAUGCUUUUUCUCCCAUGUUUUCUUACGUCCACCAUUAAGUGCACUCACACUCAGAUCCUGACAGCUUGAAUGAAACAUUUAAAUCCAUAAUGCUGCUGUUUUAUAGUUAGCAGGGGAUCUACUUUAGUUUAUCAGGCAGUGUGUCAGGCAGUUACCCACCAAGGUCCAAGGGGAGGUGGACAAAGGGGAAUUUUAAGCAGGCACACUGUGGGGCAGUGUAAGCAUGGUUGUUAUUGGAAAGCCUGGAAGUAAAAUGCAUGUGUGAAGUCAGCCUGUUCAUUCAUAUUCCGAAAUGGCAUUUUGCAAACUAGGCUUUGCCUAGUUUGGCUUUUAAUGCAAGCAGCCCUGAAACAGGCAUUAGAGCCUGCUGAGAGCAUGUGAUCUGUUGGACCGGCGAUCGGGGGCAUCUGAGAGGCUCUUUUUCUUUUUUCUUUUUUUUUUUGAUGGACGCUCUGGAUAAGUGAUUUAAUCUCAUUCACAGGGCAAUGCCGGACUCCCAUGUCUAUUACUGUGGAAAUCAAAGAAUGUAGCCAGCCCCCAACAUGGACCCUCUCACACACACAUUGCAAAAAAGGACUACAAUAUACGGAGCCUGACAGUGGCACUGGACUACAAACAAGGCAGAGCCUUUCGUGAAAGAACUUUUGACAUAAAACAAAGGACUACUGGUGUGGACCUGUGGAUUUUAUAAAUGAUUACUUAAACAUGUGCAUACACUACAUUGGACUUCAGGAUGAUCGGUUAAAUGUGCUUUACUGGGAGCCACUUCAAUGCACUGCACUCAGGCUCUGUAUGUGGACUAUGUUGUGUGAGGGAGAAAGUUGGGGGAAAGGCAAUGUACCAUGGGACAGAACACAUACUGUACCAUGGUUACUUAUUUUAACAGACUAGUUUUAAAGCUCAAAUUGACAUGGCAUGUCAGGACUGAGGCAAACAUGGACUUGCUGGUUUGCCAUAUUUUUACUUUUCAGUUGUUCUUUUUCAUUUCUGUUUGAUUGAUUAAACACUAUGAAUAUUAUGCACAAUGUGAAUGGGUUUAUUGCAAUGGACAACCAAGAGAGUGAUGUGUCUUGUGCCAAAAUCACUAUAGACUUGUUGUUUAAAUGCCAUGCUGAUUACUUUUCAUACUGGCAAAACAUUUUAAUGUUUAAUAUAGGUCUACAUUGCCAUUAUUCUAACUCUUAAUUGACUAUAUUAUUAUUAAUACUUCUUAUACUUAAUGUGCAAUUCUUGUCUAAUGUUGUCUGAAUGUUAUAUUAUUUUUAUAUGAUAUGUUGGGCUUAAGAAUAAUAGCCACCCUGAGAAGAAAUGUAUAUUAUUAUUAUUAUUAUUAUUAUUAUUAUUAUUAUUAUUAUUAUUAUUAUUAUUAUUAUUAUUAUUAUUAUUAUUAUUAUUAUUAUUAUUAUUAUUAUUAUUAUUAUUAUUAUUAUAGUACAAGUAGUAAAAAAAUUGAAUGGCUCCAAUCCACUUUGCUUUUAAGUGUUAAGGCCAUCGUUUUUAAUGGGCUGAUCCACAGAAGAUACGCAGAAAUACUAUUUUCACAGUGUCACUGUAGAACAUUUUUUUGCCCCAGUUUUUUAUGUAAAUAAAUAUUUUGUUGAUUCUUUGUUCAUACAUGUAAUGUAGUUUAACAUAAAAAGAAAGAAAAUAAAUAACUGAAAAAAGAAAACAUAUUCCACUGGUUUAACAUUACCGAAUUCCAGAGGUCAAGUGUGAGAUUUCAUAUUAAUACACAGCAUUGUGAGCAUUGAGAAUUGUUAACCUACAUGUACAUAGGCUUGGGCUUCCAGCACUCUGAUUUUCUAAGUUUGAGCCUUAUUUAUAUUCUGGCAAAGCACAUGAAAUAAAUCGACCUAAACCAUU
Molecule: messenger RNA, 5302 nt
Organism: Trichomycterus rosablanca
Lineage: Eukaryota; Metazoa; Chordata; Actinopteri; Siluriformes; Trichomycteridae
Gene: anks1b
Product: ankyrin repeat and sterile alpha motif domain containing 1B
Exons: 20
Coding region: 88-3141 (1017 amino acids)
Biological process (GO): ephrin receptor signaling pathway
Cellular component (GO): cytosol
Molecular function (GO): ephrin receptor binding
Source: RefSeq, a predicted model, not a curated record